AAACUAUAUUUAACCUCAAAUUUGGUCAAAAAAUAAUUUUAUUGAUUGUUUGAGAUCACAAACGUUUAGCCGACGAUCCGUACUUAAAACGUUAAAAUAUUAAUUGUAGAACAUAUUAAUAUCAAAUUUACAUCAAUAACUUCAAGAUUGGCGAUAUACCUAAAAGGUACCAGAACCUAGAUGAAGUAAUAGUUUUUAAAAUGGCGAAUGCAUUGAAGGAAUUGCAGAAAAAGGUCCAUAGAUGUUGCACAUGUAGCUACCAAACGACAAGGAAGUCCAAUUUUAACGACCACAAGAAAAUUCACUUGGCACCUGGAGAACGACAGAUAUUUGUUUGUCUGCAUUGCGACAAAACAUAUACAAGAAAACAACGCUUACAACACCACCUUCAGAAUAAUCAUAUUGAUUCAAGGGCGAAGGCAUUGAAGGAAUCGCAGAAAAAGAUCUAUAGAUGUUGCACAUGUAGCUACCAAACAACAUAUAAGUUCAAUUUUAACAACCACAAGAAAAUUCACUUGGCACCUGGAGAACGACAGAUGUUUGCUUGUCUGCAUUGCGAUAAAACAUAUACAAGAAAACAGCUCUUACAACUCCACCUUCAGAAUAAUAAGAUUGAUUCAAGGGCGAAGGCAUUGAAGAAAUCGCACAAAAAGGUCUAUAGAUGUUCCAUGUGUAGCUACCAAACGCCAUAUAAGUCCCAUCUUAACACACACAAGAACACUCACUUGCCACCUGAAGAACGACAGAGGUUUGCUUGUCUGCAUUGCAACAAAACAUAUAUACAAAAACAAGGCUUACAAUGGCACCUUAAGUAUCAUCAUACUGAUCUGAGAAAUGCUGAUGAUUGUACAUCUGUAACUGAUGAAGUGAUAUUAGAUUCUUUAAAAAUUGAAAUUGAUGAUCACACUCCACUUAACGAUGAGUUUAAAAAUACUGAAUGUCAUUUUGCAACUAAUGAACUAAAAUCAGAAGAUCUUUUAAAAUUAGAACCUGAUGAUGUCGCUCCGAUUCAGCAUAAAGACUUGCAGGAUGACUUCAAAAAUACUGAAUGUCUUAUUGCAACUAAUGAACUAAAAUCAGAAGAUCUUUUAAAAUUAGAACCUGAUGAUGUCGCUCCGAUUCAGCAUAAAGACUUGCAGGAUGACUUCAAAAAUGGCGAAAAUUUAUCUGUCGCUAAAAAGGUGAAGUUGGAAGAUUUUAUAAAAAUGGAACCUGACAAUAACGACUGACGAUAAUAAUGGGUACUUACAUUAUUAGAAGAUUAAAAGAGGCUUUAAGGAACACAAUAAACUCAAAUAGUGCACAGAAAAAUCAUGUUUUCUAUAAAAUAUCAGAAAAAUUGUAAGAGAUACAUAACCAUUGCCUGGAAACUUAUAUGGUGAAAUUUUGAUAAAAUAAUUUAGUACACACUAAAAACACGGUAUGUCGC
This is a messenger RNA of Sitophilus oryzae (rice weevil), 1429 nucleotides long. RefSeq names its product zinc finger protein 585A-like. The record is from RefSeq and is a predicted model, not a curated record. Gene Ontology annotation, cellular component: nucleus. Bases 201 to 1229 code for a protein of 342 amino acids. Lineage: Eukaryota; Metazoa; Arthropoda; Insecta; Coleoptera; Curculionidae. The transcript is spliced from 8 exons. Gene Ontology annotation, molecular function: RNA polymerase II transcription regulatory region sequence-specific DNA binding; DNA-binding transcription factor activity, RNA polymerase II-specific. Gene Ontology annotation, biological process: regulation of transcription by RNA polymerase II.